ACAGUGAAGGAGAUCUUCUUUUUUCAUAUCAAAAUAUAAAAGUAAAUACUUGUGAAUACGGAAUCAGUUCAUAUUCUAGACCCAUUCGUCGUCAUGUUCAAGGUGCUGAUUGGUGUAUGUUUUGUUUUUUCCGUUGUGUACGGAUUACACUUACCUUCAUAUAUCAAACCUUGCCGUCUAGAUUCUCCGGAUUUUACAGAGUGUGCCAUAAAACAUGGGAAUGAUGCGAUUGCUACGCUUCUGAAAGGUGACAGGGCUUAUGGUAUUCCUUCUUUUACACCUUUCAUUAUCCCUUUGGUGACUAUAUCUGCUAAUGGACUGGACAUGAAUCUGACACAGGCUACUUUUUCUGGUAUUGAGAACCUGAAACUAACGAAAUAUAUAUUAGAUUUGAAGAACAAAAAGGUUAACAUCACAAUGACGAAUCCGUUUUUAAAUUUUGAAUUCGACUACAAAACAAGAGGAAAAGUUGCAGCUCUACCUAUUGAAGGAGAUGGACACGGUUGGACGAAAUUUUAUAAUGGAAACUACUCAUAUGAUUAUGACUUCGAUGUGAUGGAAAGAAAAGGAAAGCAUUAUAUGCACAUCGUUAAGAACAAGAUAAAAAUAGAGCCCGAACGUCUAGAAGCUAAUAUUGAUAAUCUUUUCAAUGGAAAUAAGCAAUUAGGUGACCAUUUGAACAACUUCUUUAACGAAAACUGGAGAGAACUACUGGUGCAAUUCGGUCCAGUGCUAUCUGAGGUUUAUGGUUCAGUUGGGAAACAGAUAUUGGCCAAAAUAUAUGAUAGGAUUCCGUUAGAAGAAAUAUAUCCUGGAAUAGUUCUAUGAUAAACUUUCACCCUCACCUCCAAUAAAUUAAGUUUUCAUUCAUGUUUAUUGGUUGGAGCAGUACAUUAAUGGAACCAUCAUUAAUUUCCUUAACUUUUCAUGAAGAAUCCAUGAAUAUAAGAAUCAAGCUAUCAACCGAAAUACCAUUGACUAGUUGUGAUCGAAGGAAAUAUAGUCAACCUUGAUAAUUUCCAUAUUUUAUAAGCUCAACCUUUGUCAUCGAAAGAAAAAAACAAUAAUCUAAUGUUGAACUCAAAACUUCCUUGAGGUACUUUAUGAUAGGAACAACAAAUUUUAUAUACCAGAAUUAUAAUUUUCGUUUCAUCAUA
Messenger RNA from Harmonia axyridis, 1157 nucleotides. Its product is annotated as protein takeout-like. NCBI's taxonomy places the organism in Eukaryota, Metazoa, Arthropoda, Insecta, Coleoptera, Coccinellidae. The transcript has 6 exons. The record is from RefSeq and is a predicted model, not a curated record. The coding region runs from base 94 to 828 and encodes 244 amino acids.